Messenger RNA from Cuculus canorus (common cuckoo), 944 nucleotides. It is a transcript of the gene TATDN3, whose product is annotated as TatD DNase domain containing 3. The transcript has 10 exons. NCBI's taxonomy places the organism in Eukaryota, Metazoa, Chordata, Aves, Cuculiformes, Cuculidae. Bases 34 to 852 code for a protein of 272 amino acids. The record is from RefSeq and is a predicted model, not a curated record. Gene Ontology annotation, molecular function: hydrolase activity, acting on ester bonds.
GGAAGUGGCGGUCGCCCCGCUCGCCGGCGGUCAAUGGCGGUGGUGCGCGCCGUGGACUGCCACUGCCACCUCGCCGCGCCGAGCUUCCACGCGGACGUGGCGGCCGUGUUGCGGGCGGCGGAGCAGGCAGGGGUGUCGGCGCUGGUGGUGGUGUCAGAGCGGGCAGCGGAGUUCCAGAGCGUCGUGGAGCUGUCAGAGAGAUUCCCAGGGGUUGUGUUCCCAUGCCUGGGGGUUCACCCGGUGCAAGAGAUUUCACUGGAGGAGCAGCGCAGUGUUACUUUGAAGGAUCUGGAUGCUGCAUUGCCGCUUAUAGAACUCUUCAAAGAUAAACUGGUGGGCAUUGGAGAAGUUGGGCUAGAUUUCACUCCCAGAUUUGCCAGCACCGAUGAACAGAAGGAAGGACAAAGACAAGUUUUGAUUAAGCAGAUUGAGUUAGCAAGACGACUGGAUUUGCCUUUAAAUGUUCAUUCCCGCUCAGCUGGAAGACCAACCAUUAAUCUCUUAAAGGAACAAGGUGCUACGAAGGUGUUGCUCCAUGCAUUUGAUGGAAAGCCAUCUGUAGCGAUGGAAGGGGUAAAAGCUGGAUACUACUUCUCCAUUCCUCCUUCUAUUAUAAGGAGUGAACAGAAGCAGAAGCUCGUGAAAGUGUUACCUCUGGAAAAUAUGUGCUUAGAAACUGACUCUCCUGCUCUGGGGCCUGAAAAACAGGUGAGAAACGAACCAAAAAAUAUUUACAUUGCAGCAGAAUAUAUUGCCAAAAUUAAAGGAAUUCCGGUUGAAGAAGUUGUAGAAAUGACUACACAGAAUGCACUGAAAGUAUUUCCCAAACUUCGGAACUUUCUUCGGAUAUAGACUUAGAAACUGAAACAUAUGAUAUUGCAGAAACUAUUAUUUAUGGUGUAAUGAAUAAAAGUAACACGUAUUUUGUCUUUCUGAGUCUCCUU